Molecule: messenger RNA, 7156 nt
Organism: Gryllus bimaculatus (two-spotted cricket)
Lineage: Eukaryota; Metazoa; Arthropoda; Insecta; Orthoptera; Gryllidae
Source: the annotation of a GenBank genome assembly
AAUGGGAGACUAUUAAUAUGAUGGAGAAAAUCAAAGUGAAACUAUGCGCGUCGAAGGUAAACGGACAACCCACAGGCUAAUAUCAGAGUUCGCGCUAUUCGCGUUCAACACGCUUUCAACAGAAUUUGCAAUUCGCAACACGUCGAUUUUUAAAUCAAAGAAUUAUCCGUAAAAGUAAUACUUAUUAAAACGAUAGUUUUGAAGUAUGCUUUUCUUGCAGUAUAGUUAUUUCAAUUCAUUGGUUUUGUGCGAACAUACUCCAUUGGCGGAUUGAUAUACAUUAUAAGAAGUACCACUGCCGUAGCACAAGGUAAACAACGUUUGUGAAAUGAAUGCGAAUCAUUUCUACAUGUCAUUCACCGAUCACGUUCCUCAAUAAGCAUUGGCAAAAAGGUGUAUCAAGGUUGGUAAGUCUUUGCUCUCGGUUGACCGUCAAGUUCAGCUGCCGUCAGUUGUCUUCUACUUGGUGGACAGGACCGUGUGGGAUUGUGUUGUUGCUGUUAGCCGGUUACAUCUAGUUUGUUAUUGGAAGAGAAUAAAGUGAAAAGUCCCUCUACAAAUAUGCCUGAGCCAAUUCGUGUUGUUAUUACUGGAGCAGCUGGUCAAAUAGCAUAUUCUCUCAUUUACCAAAUUGGAAAUGGCGACGUAUUUGGAAAAGAUCAACCUCUCAUUCUAUCACUCUUGGAUAUCCCACCUAUGAUGGACGUACUUAAUGGAGUAGUGAUGGAAAUUUAUGAUUGUGCAUUACCAUUAGUGCGUGAAGUAAUUCCAACUGCUGAUCCAGCUGUAGCUUUUAAGGAUGUUGAAGCUGCUUUUCUUGUUGGGGCAAUGCCUCGUAAACAAGGCAUGGAACGUAAAGACCUGCUAUCUGCAAAUGUCAAAAUUUUCAAGGCACAAGGAGAAGCUCUUGAUAAGUUUGCCAAGAAAACUGUACAAGUUCUGGUGGUAGGAAAUCCUGCUAAUACAAAUGCUCUCAUUUGCUCCAAGUAUGCUCCCAGCAUCCCAAGAGAGAAUUUUUCUGCCAUGACUAGACUAGACCAGAACAGGGCACAAUCUCAAAUUGCUGUUCGGUUGAAUGUACCAGUUGAUAAAGUGAAGAAUGUUAUAAUUUGGGGUAAUCAUUCUUCAACUCAGUUUCCUGAUGCAAGACAUGCAAUUGUCGAGAGCGGAGGUACUGUCAGUGCUGAAUCGGCUAUUAAAGACAAUACAUGGCUAACUACGGAGUUUGUGAAAACGGUACAAACUCGCGGAGCAGCAGUUAUAGCUGCUCGUAAAAUGUCAUCUGCUAUGUCUGCUGCCAAAGCUGCUGGGGACCAUAUGAGAGAUAUUUGGUUGGGGACCCCUUCGGGACAGCAUGUAUCAAUGGGAGUGAUUUCUGACGGUUCUUAUGGAGCCCCCAAGGAUGUUAUAUUCUCAUUUCCUGUUACUAUUCAAAACAGAAAGUGGACCAUUGUUCAGGAUCUGCCAAUUAAUGAUUUUGCACGCAACAUGUUGGAUGCCACUGGGAAGGAGCUGGAAGAGGAGCGCCAGGAAGCACUGGCUGUGUGUGAGAAUUGACGGUCAGCGCCCCCGACUGUGGUGCAACAGAGCAAGAUUUAGCCAUGCUACCUGCACAAUAGACCCAGUAGGACUUAAGUGAAUUGUUCUGCAAGAUCUUGAUUGUUUGAAUGAAUGUCGAAGUGAUAAGUGUGCGUGUUAUCGAAUUGUAGAAGCUUGGAGGCAGGCCUGCACAUCUUGUUUUAAAAAUGUAUAUUCUUUAUUUUCCUGGAAUGUUUAUUUCUAUUGAAAUGUUAUACCAACCAGGACGAAGGAAAUAACAGUUACAGUGCCAGAGAAAGCAUUGUUGGUUGCUGGCAGACUGUUCUAGUUUCACAAAUCAAAACAGCAUUCUCAUACAAGAUCUGGAACAACUGGUUUUACACAAUUUGUACUCGUGACCUUUAGGGUGUAGCUGAUAGUUUCAGUAGUUUUUCAUAUUCAUUUAAGUGGAACAUGCUGAACAUUCCAGCUCCUGGAGCCGAGACAAUGUCUAACACAUAUACCUACUGCAGGUACUGUUCUGUUAAAUAUCACAGUUGAGGGCAUUGGAGACAUGAAAGACAAUGCAUAGAAUGGUGAGGUGAUUUUUAUUAAAAAGGCACUCGGGGUAUUAAUGUGUAUCAAUAGUAUAUUUACAUCUGGUUCCAAUACUCUUACUUGGUGCGUGUAACUGUUGUAAAUAAAUGUACAGGUGACAGCAAAAUAAAUAUUUCUGGAACAUAAUGGUUUCUUCCUGGUUAGUAAUUGUAACUUUGCUAAAAUUACUGUUUCUCACACCUGGAAUGAUCUGCAUUUUCAACUAGGAUUACAUUUAGAUGCAUCUCCAUCAUGAGCCACUUUAACAGUUUUCACUUCUUCAAGAAUCUUUUUCUCCAAUUGAAUAACUUCAGAAGGCUUCUGAUACUUAAUUAUCAAAGUAUUGUGUUGGUGAGUAAACUUGAUUCUUCCUUGUUCUGGUAGCAAACCGGCACGUUCCAAAUCUGGUACAGACAAUUUUUUGAAGUAUUUUUUAUUAGAGGUACGAACGGUAAUACAUCUGUUUUCAGGUUCUGCAGUCACAGUGUAAACAUCUAACGAGUAGGGAAGAUUUCUAAUCCUCCAUUCUAGAUUUGAUUUAGUAAUUCUUCUCGCAACGAAAGGUGCAGAAUUACUCUCUUUUAUGCCAAGAGAUUCAAAGUUGGAACUAUUUGGUUCUGGAUCUCCAAUUUCCACUUCCCAAAUACCAUCCGCUCCCAACGUGCCUCUUUUCCUCCAAGCUCUUCUCACAAGUACAUCCGUGUCCAUGCUGUAUUCUUCGACCAUUUCUUCGCCCUCCCGGAAGCGAUAAUGAACUUUACGUUUACCUCUUGAAUCAAGCCUAUUUUUUCAGAUUUCUUGAUCUUCUCAAGCCAGGUCUGAGCCAUGCUUAUUGAACAAACAAGUCGUAUCCACGGUCAGCAGUGACAAAACAAAUCACAUGGCAUUGUUCAUAUCACAAGUGAAAGCGGGUGCUGUCAAGAAAAUCCAUACAUAAAAAAAAAAUUACCUCAUGAAGAAAUAGAUCCGAAUUCCUCACUCAUUCAAAUUUGAGUUAACUGCAUGUUGCACUGCAAUUGUAAGUCACCGAUAAACAGGGUUUAGUGUUGUUUUUUUCGCCGGAAUUUCAAUUUCAGUGUAAAUAAGUCACUUUUUGGCGCGUUAGGUUUUCAGUAUUGCAUUUUAUUCUGCCUGUUCAUAGAAUGUGCACGAAACGCACUGAUAUCGAUGUGUGCAUAUUCUGUGUUUGAUAGAAGUUCCGCCAUUUUAACUUCGCGGAUCUCGAUCUCGUUCUUAGCUUAUGAUAUAAUGGGAUAUAUGUGAGCAUUGAUCAGGCGAGCAUUCUGUUGAUUCUGUUGUGUGCAUCCGUUAAAUGCUAUGGAAUAGUGAUUUUCGUAGUUGUACUGUGAUAAUUUAAGUGAAAACUAUUGAACGAAGAGCAAUUUGUGGCAUUGAACAAUAAUUCGUUGACAAUGGGGUCUCCCAAGAAGCAUAAACAUGAAUCCAAAAAGAAGAAGCACAGGAGUAGAUCCCGUUCUCGGGAGCGUUCAAAAGAAAGACAUAGACAUCACAAACGACAUCACCAUAAAGAAAAGAAAAGAGAAAAGAAAGAAAAGAAUGGGGAAUUGGUUUCGAAGUACGAAGAUUAUGAUUCAGAAGAUGAUGUUAUUGCUGUCCCACCACCUCCUAAAAUAUCUCGUCCGUCAACGCCUCCCCCUCCAUCAAUAUCCAGUGGAGGUGGAGGCAUUGGUGGGGGCAGUAGCAGCAGUAGUGGAGUUGGUGGGAGUGGCAGUGGUGGUGGUGGAGGAGGUGGUGAAUCAUUAUCCAUUGAAGAAACUAAUAAGUUACGAGCACGUUUGGGACUUAAGCCCCUCAAAGUAGAUGAUAUUCAUACUCUCACAAGUGAAGAACUGGAGAAGAAAAAGGAGCGUGAACUCUCAGGAGCAACUAUGGGGGGAAAAGACAUGGGAGAAUUUGUGCAUAGGCCAGCUGACAACAUAGCACAAAAAACACAAUCAGAUCGCAUCCGCCAAAAGCUGCAGGAAAAGAGAGAAAGACGUGCAAUUGAAGCUAAGCUCAAAUCUGUUAAAACUUUGGGAGAUAGUGAUUCUGAAGAUGAUGCAUCUGCUUGGGUUACGAAAAGUAGAGUGCAACAGAAAGAGCGAGAGCAGGCUGAUAAGAGGGCUAAAAUGUUAGAGGAACUAGAUGCUGAAUUCGGCAUAGGAGAGCUGGUGGAGGAUGAAUUGCAAACAGAGAGAAAACAGGCUUACUCUUCUAAAGAUCUAAGAGGCCUUAGAGUGGAGCACGCUGUGGAUAGAUUUUCGGAAGGCAAAACAGUAAUUCUCACCUUAAAAGAUCGUGGUGUAUUAGAUGAAGGAGAUGAUGCACUUGUAAAUGUUAAUAUCAUAGAUCAAGAAAGAUCUGAAAAGAAUGUGUCUAACAAAAAAUUGAAAGCUAAUUUAUUUGGUUACAAUGUUUAUGAAGAUAAUGACGUGGAUGAGUUUGGAAAUAUAAAGAAAAAGGAAAUCCUGAGUAAAUACGAUGAUGAAAUUGAAGGUGCAAAAGUGACAAGUUUUGCCCUUGGAGAUGAUGUAAUCGCUGAAAGAGAACAUCGAACAAUGCAAGCUGUUCGUGAGAAAUUGAGUAAAAAACGAAUUGAAUCCCUGACAACAUCUUCAUUGCAAAUAGCCUCCGAUUAUUAUACUUCUGAAGAAAUCGAUGUCAAAUUCAAGAAACCAAAAAAAAAAGUACGUAAAAUAAGAAAAAAAGUUUUAAGAGCUGAUGAUUUAAUACCUGAAAGUGAGGUAGCCAAUGAUCUGGGUUCACGGUCUCAACAGACACCACAAGAGCAGCUGAUACCUGGGCCAAAUGGAGAAAUGGUUCGAAUUAAAACAGAACCUGAUGAAUUUGUAAUGGAUGUUGACGAUGUUCCAGUUGUGACAGAAGACUUAACGCAAACAAAAGUUGAACCAGAUGAUGGCGAGCUGGAGCUACAUUUGGCCCUUAAAAAGGCCAGGAAGUUAAAACAACUUGAAAGUGUUGAAGUGAAGCCCAGUGUAGAGACAGUAGCCAAAACAAUUUUGGAGAAACCUUCAGAAUCCACAAUGGCCGAAGGAGGGUCUAUAGUUCUUAAUGCAACUGCUGAGUUCUGUCGUACUUUGGGAGACAUUCCUACCUACGGAUUAUCAGGAAACAGGGAUGAAGAUGAACAGGAACUAUUGGACUUUGAAACAGAAGUUCGCACUGCUAAGAAACCUGUAGAUGAUGAUGGCAAACGAGGUGCAUGGAAUGAAGUAGAAAUAGAUGAAAAACCUGUGGAUGUUUUGCCAUCUGAAGUUCCUAUAUUGGAUGUGGAACCAGAUGUUGGAGAAGGUAUGGCAGGAGCAUUAAGGCUGGCUUUAAGUAAAGGUUAUUUGGAGCGAGAAAACAUGAACAAACCAUCUGCAUCACGGUUUGCUCAUUUGCAAGCUCAGAAUUAUUCCAUUGAAGACAAAACUCACAUUGAUGAUGACAAAUUUGGUCGUCGUGAGCGAUACAGUGGUCCAACUUCUGACUUCAAAGAAAAAGACAGUUACAAACCUAAUGUGAAACUGGACUAUAUAGAUGAUGAUGGCAGAGUCCUUAACGCAAAAGAAGCCUUCAGGUAUUUGUCUCACAAAUUUCAUGGCAAAGGGCCGGGAAAGAAUAAAGUUGAGAAAAGGAUGAAGAAAAAUGAACAGGAAGGGUUAAUGAAACAAAUGAGUUCAACCGACACACCUUUGGGUACUUUGAGCCUCCUUCAGCAGAAACAGCGAGAAACCCAGUCAGCCUUUGUUGUUUUAAGUGGAAGCAAGCAAGCGACUUCAAUUUCUAAAACAAAGUUGUAGUUUCCCCAGUUCUAAAAACAUUGUAUCUGUCCAUGAUUCAUCCAGCCAUGAGGUGGUCUCAACAUGAUUGUCAAAUGUAAAAUUAUAUCAGGCUUUGAUGCUUUGUAGUUACUUAAAUGGAACUAAAGGAAGAUUGAUUAGAGUCAGUCAAUAGAGAAAUCUUGUGUUGUGAAUUUUCUUAAUCAUUGUAAUGGAGUUCAAGCAACUCUCUGUAAAAAGAUUUUAUUUUAAAUGCAAUAGAUCAGUUUGUUUUUAUGUGUAAUGUCAUGAGGUAUAGACAAUUAAAUUUCUAAUAUUGAAAUGAAAUUUUUGUGUGCCUUCCUUUCUAGACGCCGCCACAAAAUGAACCUGAUUUUGCCGUACCUAGAAGGACUAGUCAUUUUGUCAAAUCCACUCUGGUAAAACUUCUUUGAAAUUCAUCCAAAAUUGGUCCAGUUAAACUGAUAUGAAACUGCCUGUGAACAAUGGCAAAAUAUUUUAUUCAACCUUUUAUUUUAUUCUUUGAUAUACCCAAUUUGAUACAGUACUUUAUUCAUCAAUAUCGAUAAACAAAUUUUAAGAAAUUCAAUUUUUUCCCUCCAAUCAAAGUUUCUCUCAAAUAAAAAAAAUUCCAUAGAGGUUCAUAUACAACAUGAGAAUUACUUUAGUGUUGCAUGUCAGCAGUAAGACAGUUUCUUUAUUUUGUAAUGAGAAGUACACAGUUAUGACAUAAAUAUGAAUGAAUUGUUGUAUUCUUUACAGAAAAUAAGGGAAAGGUGAAAUAAUAACAAAGUUUACCCCCACCUGAAAAAUACACACCUCACUCUCACCCUGACCAUAUUUCCCGAAACAAAAGAUUUUCCUGUAAUGUCAUUUGAAAAAUGCAGGGUGGUCUAAUAUUCACAGAUAAAGGGUAGUUGGCCGCAGUGUAUGCUUGCAACAUGUCUUUGCGUAUCCAAAACUCUGAUGUAAUAAGCUGGAAAGGCAAUAAAUACAUGUAUUUAUACAAUCUGCAAACACAUCCUUAGCACCUGCCAUAGUUAAUUCUGGUGAUUCAGACCAAUAUGUUUGAAUGCCCAGUAAAGAAAGCCCUCAAAUGGAUGACAAUGUUGAAUGUGAAAUGCAACAUGACAAUUAAUAAAAACUAGUGCAAAGAUUUUUUCACUUCAUGUACUGAUUGGUGAUGCUCCAGUCUUGAAAAUUGUCUUUGAAAUUGAUCAGGCUCAAUCAACCAUUUGAUGCCAGUAUAUUUCUAG